Messenger RNA from Raphanus sativus (radish), 1981 nucleotides. RefSeq names its product probable long-chain-alcohol O-fatty-acyltransferase 3. The transcript has 3 exons. The coding region runs from base 902 to 1921 and encodes 339 amino acids. The record is from RefSeq and is a predicted model, not a curated record. NCBI's taxonomy places the organism in Eukaryota, Viridiplantae, Streptophyta, Magnoliopsida, Brassicales, Brassicaceae. Gene Ontology annotation, biological process: lipid metabolic process.
UGAUACUUCAAUCAUGGAUCACGUCCAAAUCCGAUGGUUUCACAGAAUUAGCAGAGGACAGAUCUAAGAAAUGGAAGAAGAGUUGAGAAACUUAAGCAAGUAAAGUAGUUCAAUGUCCAAGUGAGAAACAUUUGUUAACAUGAGAUCAAAUUCAACCAAGCGCAACCAAUCUAACAAUAUGGUUUGCAGAAGUUAAAGAAACCUUAUGAAGUCAAGAACACUUGAAAGUUUUGGCGGGAAACGUUCAUACUAGUCAGCAUCUUUCGACUGUGAUUACUGACGUGUUGACUAGGACACCGGACAAGAUCUUGGCUAGUAAGAUGGUGAAGAGGCAAAACAGAACUGCGAUUCAGGUAUUGGUGAAGUGGGUAAAUCAAGGUGAAAAAGAAGUUACGUCAGAGUUUCUAAUUUUCAACUUUACAUCUUUACAACUUUCGAAUUUUGUGGUUAAGUUUGUUUUUGGAGGGGAGAAUUUGCUUAUAAUAAAUGGAUGGACACGUGUAGUCAAAGCUGUGAAGGAUGUUAGUACAUGUUAGUAGUCGAAGAUGACACAUGUCAGGUUGUUAGUACAUGUUAGCUAGCAGUUGAGAAGUUUGUUGUGAAGAAACAGUGGUGGGAAUAAAAGGAAGAAGAGAGGAUCAUUUUUUAGUCAUUCAGAAAGUGUGUGUAUUGUUUCUUCUUGAUCUUUCUAUGUAUAGGUUUGGGUUUAUCCUUUCAAAGUUUUAGAGUUGUUUCUUCCUGUAAAUUCUUGGUUUUGGUAAGGUUGAUUUUUGUAUUCUACAUUGGAUCGAGUGAUACAAUCUAUAUUUAAAUGAUUAUCUAAAACAUUUAAUAACCAAACCAGAAUUUAAGUCAAAGCCUCGGAGAUCGGAAAAAAAAAACAAAAAGAAGAUCUAGAGAGAUGGAACAAGAACUCGAGAACUUCAUCAAGGUUUGGUUUUCUGCAAUCAUCUCUGUAUCUUAUUGUUACCACUUAUCAUCCAGAAUCAAACCUGGUGCUUUACGAUUAAUCUCUGUUCUUCCUGUUUGUACUCUGUUUCUUCUCAUUCCUCUGUUUUUCUCCUCUGUUCACUUCUCUGGAGCCUCAGCCUUUUUCUUCACAUGGCUCGCCAAUUUCAAGCUCAUCCUCUUUUCCUUCGACAAAGGUCCUCUUUACCCACUUCCCCAAACUCUCUCCAGGUUCAUCUUCUUCACUUGCUUCCCCAUCAAGCCUCAGCAAAACCCUAAAUCUCAAAACCAGAUCCCCAAAUGGGUUUUCUCCAUUAAAGUUUUCAUCUUUGGUUCGUUGUUACAUACGUAUGAUUACAAACAACACUUGUCUCCCACUAUGCUAUUGGUUCUAUAUUCUCUGCAUAUAUAUUUGGAGCUUGAGAUUCUCUUAAUGCUCGUCAAAGUUUGGGUUUUUAUCUUUCUUGGAUGCGAUCUAGAGCCACAGUCCAAUGAACCAUACUUAGCAACAUCUCUACAAGAUUUCUGGGGUCGCCGGUGGAACCUCAUGGUCCCGGCGAUCCUCCGGCCAGCUGUCUACAACCCGGUGCAGCGAAUAGCCGAGCGUAAAGUGAGCUCUGAUCAUGCUAGGUUUUUGGCGGUUUUGGCGACGUUCUUGGUCUCCGGUGCGGUUCACGAGCUGAUUUUCUAUUAUAUUAACCGUGAGAUGCCUACAGGAGAAAUCACUUGGUUCUUUGUGUUACAUGGAGUUUGCACGGCUGCCGAAGUAGUGGUGAAGAAAAGGACGUUUGUGGGGCGGUGGAAGAUGAGUCCAAUGGUUUCACGACUACUUACGGUAGGGUUUGUUGUUUUGACAAGUGGUUGGUUGUUUUUCCCUCCUCUUGUAAGGGGUGGCAUGUUUGUGAGACUCCCUAACGAAGCCUCGUUGUUUAUUGAUUCUGUCAAGCAUAAAUUCUUUACGUUCGAGUCAUAAUUCGUGGAUGUAUGUGUGAUUACUUUGUCAUAAAUUAUAUUACUUUGUCGAAUUUCAUAA